Phymastichus coffea is the source of this 1113-nucleotide messenger RNA. It is a transcript of the gene NP15.6, whose product is annotated as NADH dehydrogenase [ubiquinone] 1 beta subcomplex subunit 11, mitochondrial. Lineage: Eukaryota; Metazoa; Arthropoda; Insecta; Hymenoptera; Eulophidae. Bases 228 to 677 code for a protein of 149 amino acids. The transcript has a single exon. The record is from RefSeq and is a predicted model, not a curated record.
CCAAAAGUCUACAUCCAUAAUCAUAUUCCACAGGACUACCUAUCAUAGUCGCCUAAUCCAUGGUAAAUCAGCUUCGAAAAAUUUCCUUUUGCGCGAGCGCCGCAUGUCUGCUACUCGCAUAAGUAGGCCGCCGCUUCUUUGCAGUCAGCUGAGAGAUUUCAUAACGUGUAAGUUUUUCGGUGCGUUGAGAUUUUGAGAGCAACUUGGAAAAUCAAGUGGUUUCGAGGAUGUCGGGUCUUUUACGUUUCCAAGGCAUCCGGCAAGUGGUCAGCAGAUUGGUUCAACGUCGCUCUGUCGGCACUUCCAACGCCAAGAAGAGCGACACGAUCACUACAACACCCAGCAUUACUACCAGCACUUCUACAGCUGAGUGCACUCCAAAAAAAAACUGGAUAUCUUACGGUUUCAGCGAUGUCAGCCAGGAUCUCGACCGACAUCUCAUGCAUUUAAGCUUUUUCGUCGGCAUAUCCAUUUUGUUCACUCUAGGGGGUUAUGUUAUUAUCUACAUGCCAGACUUCAAAAUGAAAGACUGGUAUCAGAGAGAAGGUUACAUAGAGCUUAGACGAAGAGAGCGACUAGGAUUGCCAAAGAUCGACAUCAAUCUCGUUGAUCCAGCUAAGGUCAAGUUGCCCAGUGAUGAAGAGCUCAGAGCACAAAAUAUUGAGAUCAUCAUAUGAAGAAGUUUAUCAAGAGUAUGCUGUUUGUUGAUCUUGUGGCAAGACUUGUUAAAGCUGUGUUAUAUGAUAUUGUUCAGUUCUUGUUUUUAAAAUGUAAUGAUAUGUGAGUCAAAUACAGGAAUAGACUCCUUCAUUAUUGCCUAUAAAAUUUUUCUUCACUCGAAAUUAUAACACUCUUUACUAAUAUUGUUUCAAAGAGCCACAUACUAACUUGUCCUUUUCAGAGCUAACUUUAGCUUUGAUAUAUAUUUUAAGCUUAGCAAAUACAAUGAAUUGGAGGAUAUUAUAGUUAUAAUAAAGUGUGAGCGAAAGUCCCUAAUUUUUCUUUAUAUAAACAGUUUAUUCGAGAAAUUAUAGCAGCAUGAUAUAACUUUGUGUAAUUUAUACAAAAAGUAAAAUAUAUAUUAGUCAUACAAAAACCAUAAAAUGCUCAGUU